Molecule: messenger RNA, 465 nt
Organism: Prinia subflava (tawny-flanked prinia)
Lineage: Eukaryota; Metazoa; Chordata; Aves; Passeriformes; Cisticolidae
Product: hemoglobin subunit pi
Exons: 3
Coding region: 1-429 (142 amino acids)
Biological process (GO): oxygen transport; hydrogen peroxide catabolic process
Cellular component (GO): haptoglobin-hemoglobin complex; hemoglobin complex; blood microparticle
Molecular function (GO): heme binding; peroxidase activity; iron ion binding
Source: RefSeq, a predicted model, not a curated record
AUGACGCUGACCCAAGCCGAGAAAGCCGCCGUGGCCACCGUGUGGGCCAAGGUGGCCCCCAAAUGUGAUGCCAUUGGGGCAGAAUCACUGGAGAGGCUUUUCCUCAGCUACCCCCAGACAAAAACCUACUUCCCUCACUUUGAUCUGAGCCAAGGCUCAGCUCAGCUCCGUGGCCAUGGCUCCAAGGUGAUGAGUGCCAUUGGGGAAGCUGUGAAGCACAUUGAUAACAUCCGAGGGGCUCUGGCCAAGCUCAGCGAGCUGCAUGCUUACAUCCUCAGGGUGGACCCCGUGAACUUCAAGCUGCUUUCCCACUGUAUCCUGUGCUCCGUGGCUGCCCACUAUCCCAGUGACUUCACCCCAGAAGUUCAUGCUGCGUGGGACAAGUUCCUGUCCAGUGUUUCCUCUUUUCUGACAGAGAAGUACAGAUAAAUGACCUCAGCAGAGGGUGCAGGGGGCCCAUCUACA